Molecule: messenger RNA, 2145 nt
Organism: Talaromyces rugulosus
Lineage: Eukaryota; Fungi; Ascomycota; Eurotiomycetes; Eurotiales; Trichocomaceae
Exons: 1
Coding region: 1-2145 (714 amino acids)
Biological process (GO): tRNA methylation; tRNA wobble uridine modification
Cellular component (GO): cytosol
Molecular function (GO): flavin adenine dinucleotide binding
Source: RefSeq, a predicted model, not a curated record
AUGCAGGCUUCAACAAUGGCCCUGCGACUGCGUUCGACGGCGCCUUUUCGCCGGGGCUACAAUGCCCAUAAUUUAAUCACAGCUCACCGUCGGCAUUUCGCGUCGCAUUCCAGCGCCCGGUACCUUCCCCUGAACUUCACUUCUGCACAACCUCACAUCUCCAAAACAACAAAUGCUGACCAGUGUUUUUCUUGUACCAGACCGUACGAUGUCGUCGUUAUCGGAGGCGGCCACGCCGGCGCAGAAGCAUGCGCAGCAGCAGCACGCUCCGGCGCUCACACAGCUCUAGUCACCCCAUCGCUCUCAAACAUCGGCGUCUGUUCCUGCAACCCCAGCUUUGGCGGAAUCGGCAAGGGGACCAUGAUCCGCGAGAUUGACGCUUUGGACGGUGUCGCAGGACGCAUAAUCGACAAGGCGGGCAUCAUGUUUCGCAUGCUGAACCGCUCAAAGGGCCCGGCUGUCUGGGGUCCGCGUGCCCAGAUCGAUCGCGACUUGUAUCAGAGGUAUAUGCGGGAUGAGUUGGUGUCGACUAAGAACUUGAGCAUUCUCGAAGGCAAAGUCGCAGAUAUUGUUUUGUCGCGGGAGGAGGAUGGCGUGUUGUCGGCAGGUACAAAGGGAAAGAUUGUCGGCGUGAGGCUAGAGUCUGGCGAAGUGAUCCCGACGAGCCGUGUUGUUAUUACUACCGGCACCUUUUUGGGCGGAGAAAUACACAUCGGGCUGGAGGUCUAUCCGUCUGGACGCAUGGGCGAGGCGGCCACAUUCGGACUGAGCAAGUCUCUCCGCGACGCAGGCUUUGAACUCGGCCGGUUAAAGACAGGAACACCGCCACGGUUGGAUAAAAAGUCUAUCGAUUUCUCGUCUCUAGAGGUGCAGCCUGGCGACUCGCCGCCAAACCCAUUUUCAUACAUGAACGACGCAGUGCAGGUUGGAGACGAAGGGCAGCUGACAUGUUGGAUGACGCAUACAAACGAAGAGUCGCACAAAAUCAUCAGGGCCAAUUUGGACAAAUCAAUACAUAUCCGGGAAACCGUCAAGGGUCCACGAUACUGCCCGUCGUUGGAGUCCAAGAUUAUUCGGUUCACCGACAAGCCGCAACAUCAAAUUUGGCUGGAGCCCGAGGGAUUUGCGCCAAACGAUGUCAUCUAUCCCAACGGCAUAUCCAUGACGGUGCCGGCGGAUGCACAAGAGGCCAUGCUACGGACAGUGCGCGGUUUAGAGAAUGUGCGCAUGCUACAACCUGGGUACGGGGUGGAAUACGACUACGUGGACCCUCGCAACCUCAAGCCUACUCUCGAGACAAAGCUCAUCUCUGGACUGUACCUGGCCGGACAAAUCAACGGCACGACCGGCUACGAAGAAGCAGCCGGACAGGGUGUUUUGGCGGGCACAAACGCUGGACUGGCGGCGCUGGGCCGACCGCCCAUGAUUCUCUCCAGGGCAGACGGGUACAUUGGCAUCAUGGUGGACGAUUUGAUCACCAAGGGAGUCUCGGAGCCGUACCGCAUGUUCACUACUCGCAGCGAGUUCCGCAUCUCAGCGCGUUCUGACAAUGCCGAUCUCCGGCUGACCGCCAUGGGCCGCGAGGCAUCUGUUGUAUCUGACAAGCGCUGGAAUCAUUUUGCAGAGACCAAGGCGCAAAUCGACGAGCUCUGGUCGUUGCUGGAAAACACCAGGUUUACCUCGAACCACUGGUCACGACUGGGCUUCCCAACACGCGUGGACACGUCGUACCGGACUGCGCUCGACAUGCUCUGCCUCAAGGGCGUCUCGGUCGAAUCACUAAUACCCUACAUCGAGUCCUCAACAAAAGGAAUAGCAUACUCGGCCACAUCCUUCCCAGCCGAAAUCCGGAAGCGGGUGACGAUCGAAGCCCAGUAUGCGCCGUACGUGACGCGCCAAAAUCUCAUGGCCGAGCGUUUCAAACGCGAAGAAAACAUGCUGCUGCCGCCAGGCCUGGACUAUGCAACAGUGCAUGGCAUCAGCACUGAAGAGCGGCAGAUUUUGGGCCGCGUGCGGCCUGAAAGCAUCGGCAUGAUGCGGCGCAUUGAGGGCAUCACGCCGACCGGUGCGCUUCGAUUGAUGAUGCACGUUCGCCAGGCGGAGCGACUGGGAGAGCAGGAUAUUGCGAGUGCGACGCUUACAUGA